GAAGCAGGGGAGUAGGGGUACUAUUGGUACGGAAGAGGAAAAGACAAGUCACAGCUUUUGCAAUAAUUGAAACGCAGAGGGUAGUUUUGUAAUGGCAGCUCCACAGAAUACUUUCACUUCUCAUCAUCUUCCAGACAUCUGCAUGUGACCCUAUCCAUCUCUGCUGCUCAAUGCCCCUCUCUUGCUCUUCUUUUAUAUUUCACUGUAAUGUAAAAUCAAUAGAUUUUGGUGAACUUUAGAAUAAUUUAUUUCACAUUCUUGUCUCUUUUGUAAAGCUUACAACUAACAAUGGCAAGAUGAAUUGAAAAUUCCCAAUCUGUUUCCAACUAUAACCCAUGUUCUGGUUUCUUGCUUAGAUAACCCCAUCUCUCUCUUUCUCUCGCUUAAUCUUUCAAGAACUCCCUUUUCUUGCAUUUCUCUGGGUUUCAGCUGAGCAUCUUCACUGGCGAGAAAGAAAAAGUUUGUCAAUCGCAAUAUUCUAUUUUUCUUUGGCAUCUUUUUAUUAUUUUCAGCCUCCACCAUUUCUUGUAUAGUUGUUCUCGGUUCAGAUUUCCAAAUUAACUGGGCAGUGUUGAUUUGAAGUUUGGGAGGGUUUUCAUGAGCAUUCUUGUUGCAAAGCUUUCAUGCAUCUAAAGCUUGGAAUUCCAUUGCCCAUACGAGAUUCGUGAAGGGUUCUUGAGGGAAAGUAGUAAUGGAGAAGAUCCAGAAGGGAGAGCUCUUGGGUCUUCUAUAUCUGGUGAUAAUAUUCAUGUCUGUUAGCGCUGGAGAAGUUGAGUCAAAAUCUUUUUUUAUAAAUUGUGGGACGAAUACCAGUGUUAAUGUGGACGAUAGGAGAUGGGUUGGAGACAUGGUUCCUAACAACAAUUUCACCCUUGCUUCUUCCCCUUUGUCCACCACCACCUCUAAUGCAAGUGGUGUUUCCACCUUGGGGUCAUUAUAUGGAACUGCUCGGAUCUUCACUGAUGCUCUUAACUACACAUUUGAAGGAAUUAAGGGAAAUUACUUUAUUAGACUCCAUUUCUGUCCUUUCCCUUUUGAUAAUUAUACUAUAAAUGAAUCCUCGUUUACUAUCAUGGCUAAUGGUCUGAAACUGGUGUCUGAGUUCAAUGUUCCGAGCAAGAUUUCACAUAAGAAUUCGUACUUGCAGAGCUCCAGUAGCAAUUCAAGUUCUUUCUCUUUGGUUAGAGAAUACAUUCUAUUCAUUUUGGAUGUUCUUGUGCUUGAGUUUGUUCCAUCUAAAGGAUCAUUUGGGUUCAUAAAUGCCAUAGAGAUUGUCCCUGCAGCGGAUAAUCUUUUCAAAGAAACUGUCAGUAAAGUAGGGGGAAAUGAUGCAAAUCUCAAGUUGGGCGGACAGGGGAUUGAAACUGUGUACAGGUUGAAUGUUGGGGGCCCUGAGAUCAAACCUAAACAGGAUUCAGACUUCUGGAGGACGUGGGAAGUGGAUUCCAGCUACAUGAUCAUAGAAAGUGCUGGUUUUGAAAUCCAUAAUAGUUCAAAUAUAACCUAUGCUUCUAUUAACGGUUCCUCAGUGGCUCCUCUUCUUGUAUAUGAAACAGCAAGAACUAUGUCCAACACUGAAGUCCUAGAGAAAAGGUUUAAUAUGUCAUGGAAAUUUGAAGUGGAUCCUGAUUUUGAUUAUUUAGUCCGGUUACAUUUCUGUGAACUGGAGUAUGACAGGGCAAACCGGAGGAUUUUCAGGAUCUAUAUAAACAACAGGACAGCUGCUGAUAACUUUGAUGUCUAUGUGCGAGCAGGGGGGGAGAAUAAAGCAUAUCAUCAAGAUUAUUUUGAUGCAGUCUCCUCCAAUAUCAACACGCUGUGGAUUCAACUGGGCCCUGACACUGCAGCUGGUGCUUCAGGAACUGAUGCUUUGCUGAAUGGGCUGGAGAUUUUCAAGCUGAGUCGAAAUGGGAAUCUUGCUUAUGUUGAGAAGUUCAAUUCAGCUGGGAAUUCUAUUAAAAAUUCAAAAUCUUGGAUUCUUUGGGUGGUAAUUGGAGCAGGUGGAGUUUGUAUCCUCAUUCUUGCAACUGCAUUUAUUCUCGUCUUUUUCUUUUGCAGAACUCGUAAAAAAGAAUUGAGUGACACCAAAGACAAUGCUACUGGAUGGCGGCCGCUCUUCCUGCAUGGUUCUAUUGUAAGUAGCAUAGGUCAUGGCAAGGGAGGAGUCCAAAAUUCAAAUGGAUCUACUGCAUCCACUAGAGUGGGCAAGCGGUUUACAUUGGCAGAGAUUCGUGCUGCAACGAAUAAUUUUGAUGAAAGUUUGGUGAUUGGAGUUGGAGGUUUUGGCAAAGUGUACAAAGGGGAAAUUGAAGAUGGAACCCUUGCUGCAAUCAAGCGAGCAAACCCACAAUCUGAGCAAGGCCUGGCUGAAUUUGAAACGGAGAUUGAGAUGCUCUCAAAGCUGAGGCAUAGGCAUCUGGUCUCCAUGAUUGGGUUCUGUGAAGAGCAGAAUGAGAUGAUCUUGGUUUAUGAGUACAUGGCAAAUGGGACUCUUAGAAGUCAUCUUUUUGGGAGUGAUCUUCCUCCCUUAACUUGGAAGCAGAGGCUAGAAGUAUGCAUUGGCGCUGCACGGGGACUUCAUUACCUUCAUACAGGAGCAGACCGGGGGAUAAUUCACAGGGAUGUUAAGACAACCAAUAUACUGCUUGAUGAAAAUUUUGUAGCAAAAAUGUCGGAUUUCGGGUUGUCGAAAACUGGUCCAGCUUGGGACCACACCCAUGUUAGUACAGCAGUGAAAGGAAGCUUUGGAUAUCUUGACCCUGAAUAUUUUCGUCGACAGCAGUUAACUGAGAAAUCUGAUGUUUACUCUUUUGGUGUAGUGUUAUUUGAAGUUGUUUGUGCUCGAGCUGUUAUAAAUCCAAGCUUGCCAAAAGAUCAGAUCAAUCUCGCAGAGUGGGCAAUGAGGUGGCAGCGGCAAAGAUCUCUCGAAACCAUCACUGAUCCAAAUCUGACUGGAAAUUACUGCCCUGAGUCCCUGAAAAAGUUUGGGGAGAUAGCAGAAAAAUGUCUUGCAGAUGAAGGGAAGACUCGGCCUACAAUGGGGGAAGUUUUGUGGCAUUUGGAAUAUGUCUUGCAACUGCAUGAAGCUUGGAAGAUUGCUGGUGUUACAGAAAGCUCUAUAUCAGGUAAUCAAGCAAUGGAGGAUCUAGAAGAGAGAGUGCAAGGAAAGGAGCAGCAACCUUCCAAUGAAGGGACCAGUAAAUGUGAACGUGAUGGAUGAAAGAAUCCAGAGUAUAUGCAUAGAUGUGGUCAUUAUAUUGAUAUUAUGAUGUUUUAGUGUUAUCUAUUCUUUUAUUUUGUUCUUUCUGAUUAAGCAUUGAGCAGGAACUCUACAGUGGUUAUACAUAGUGAGGGAGGUAAAUUGUAUUGGUUGUAAUUUUUUGUUCCUUACAUGAAAAUUACCUGGAAGGACCUCCA
This is a messenger RNA of Hevea brasiliensis (rubber tree), 3417 nucleotides long. Its product is annotated as probable receptor-like protein kinase At1g30570. Bases 692 to 3220 code for a protein of 842 amino acids. Gene Ontology annotation, molecular function: ATP binding; transmembrane receptor protein tyrosine kinase activity. The transcript is spliced from 2 exons. Gene Ontology annotation, biological process: protein autophosphorylation. Lineage: Eukaryota; Viridiplantae; Streptophyta; Magnoliopsida; Malpighiales; Euphorbiaceae. Gene Ontology annotation, cellular component: plasma membrane; plasmodesma. The record is from RefSeq and is a predicted model, not a curated record.